Messenger RNA from Mizuhopecten yessoensis (Yesso scallop), 3491 nucleotides. Its product is annotated as nuclear receptor subfamily 2 group F member 1-A-like. The record is from RefSeq and is a predicted model, not a curated record. Gene Ontology annotation, biological process: cell differentiation; anatomical structure development; regulation of transcription by RNA polymerase II. NCBI's taxonomy places the organism in Eukaryota, Metazoa, Mollusca, Bivalvia, Pectinida, Pectinidae. The transcript is spliced from 5 exons. Gene Ontology annotation, molecular function: nuclear receptor activity; RNA polymerase II cis-regulatory region sequence-specific DNA binding; zinc ion binding. Bases 335 to 1690 code for a protein of 451 amino acids.
UAGGCCACCCACUCCUCGCAUGGUAGAGAUCGCGAUUACUCCGCGCACAAGUCUCUCGCUGUUUCAUAUCUCGACUCUUUUAGAAUAUGAUUAUAUUUACGAUCCGACACAUGGUUAAAGGUUGCCUCGUGGAGUGCUCCGUGGAGCAAUGAUCAUCUACGUGAACAAUGUUAGGUUGUGCUUCCUAGGAGAGUGGUAGACAGUCGUCGACACACAACGGCAGAUGACAGCAAGUUGACUUGAUCGGUUAGACCACGAACUUACCCGGUUGGUUACUUGACCCUUACUUACUAUAUAGACAGACACCAGUGUAUGUACACUCUGCCACAAUAAUAUGGCGAUGACUGCAUCACAGGGUAACCCUGUUACUGUGACUUCCUGGCCACGGGACCCCACGGAGGACUUGGGUACUACUCCACCUUUAGCGGUGCAGCCCCCCGCCCAGCCUCCACCGGUCACACCCACGGCCGUGACCCCGACACAGCCGCCACCCCAGACACAACCUGCCAAUGUUCCAAAUGGCACCGCUACGACACCUAAUGGCACGUCCAGUUCUCCAGAGGCUAAACAACAACAUAUAGAAUGUGUGGUGUGUGGGGACAAAAGCUCCGGAAAGCAUUAUGGUCAAUUUACAUGUGAAGGGUGUAAAAGUUUUUUCAAAAGGUCUGUGCGGAGAAAUUUAACUUACACGUGCCGAGGAAAUAGAACUUGUCCGAUAGAUCAGCACCAUCGAAAUCAGUGCCAAUACUGUCGUCUCAAAAAGUGUCUGAAAAUGGGGAUGAGACGGGAAGCCGUACAGCGAGGCCGAAUACCGCCCACCCAGCAUCCCUUCCCUGGCCAAAUGGCCUUCGGCACUGGUGACCCGUUAAAUGGCCAUACGUACCUGUCCAGCUUUAUUUCCAUGCUCCUAAGGGCCGAACCCUACCCUACUUCCCGAUACGGACAAUGUAUGCAGACAAAUAAUAUAAUGGGCAUAGAAAAUAUUUGUGAACUUGCAGCAAGGCUAUUGUUUAGUGCUGUAGAAUGGGCAAGAAAUAUUCCAUUUUUUCCUGAUCUUCAAGUUACGGACCAAGUGGCCCUCUUGCGACUAAGUUGGAGCGAGUUGUUUGUUUUGAAUGCCGCUCAAUGUUCCAUGCCACUUCAUGUGGCCCCUUUGUUAGCGGCCGCAGGUCUCCACGCCAGCCCCAUGGCUGCGGACAGGGUUGUGGCUUUUAUGGACCAUAUAAGAAUAUUCCAGGAACAAGUGGAAAAGCUCAAGGCCCUGCAUGUGGAUUCAGCGGAAUACAGUUGUCUGAAAGCCAUCGUUUUGUUUAGUUCAGAUCGCAAACCAGAGCCAGUUCCGUCACAAAGACCCACCAUGAACGGUUACAGCUGGCCUCAAUACCAAGUCUACGCCACACGGGUAUUGAAUAGCGAUGCCUGUGGUCUUACGGAUGCUAACCACGUGGAGAGUAUUCAGGAGAAGUCGCAGUGCGCUCUGGAGGAGUACGUUCGCAGCCAAUACCCGAAUCAGCCCACUCGCUUUGGCAAGCUCCUCCUACGACUACCCUCCCUGCGGACCGUCAGCGCCCAAGUCAUCGAGCAACUCUUCUUUGUUCGUCUGGUCGGAAAGACACCCAUCGAAACUCUUAUUCGAGACAUGCUGCUCAGCGGGGGGUCCUUCAACUGGCCCUAUAUGGCUAUACAAUGACAUUUACAGUGAAAAGGCAAAACGAAAGUUCUGCCGCCGAAUGCUACCAUACUACUCAACACCUAGUCUUUCCAAAAGGUUAUUCUUAAAAAAAAAUCUUGAAGAUUUUGUUACGUUUUGAAACGUGCACUGUCCCCCGUGACGUAUAGCCACGUGCACUGUCCCAAGUGACGUGUACCCAUCCUGUGCUGCUUGCGGUGAGGAGGUGAGGACAGGUGAUGAGGACGUCUGUUAAAGGUUGUUAUGUCGCACAUACUCUAGGGGUGACGGAAUGACACUUCCGAGUCCCGCGUACACACGCUGAUGUGAUUCCAUUUAUAUUACUCAAGAUUGUCUAUAAGACAAACGACAUUUAUCAUCCACAUCCAUUUUCAACCGAUUAGGGCAGCGGAGGCUCCAGUGUAUCCCCGGUGACAAGUUAUUAUAAGUCACACAGUGAACGCUGGACAUCCGGGGGUCCGGGGCUCACGCACCGCGAUAUACGCUUCUUCAUAUCUAGUAUUACACAGAGGAUACCGGAGAUUAUCUCCAGUGAUGUUGCAGUCGUACAAAGGAACACCUUCCCUGGUCUGCCAAAUUACAGAGAUUAUAGUCAAAGCGUGUUCAUACAAUACAAUUGGAACAUUAUUAUAGGAUAAAUUAGUAAUGCAUAGUUACCUAGGAUAGCAUUGGCCACUCUCGACGUUAUAAACGAUUUUUUUUUUGAGACGACUAAUAUGGUCGGGUUAUAUCUUUCUAGGAAAUUAUAAAGCAUUAUUUUUACCCGGAUUCCAGGAAUGUGCCCUUUGUUCUACUGCAAUGAAGAACAUCUUUGAAAAAGAGGUUCUAAAAUAAACUACUUCCGUGUACGAGGGCAGCUGUGAAAGGAUUUUAACAUUUAUUUGAUGCCCUGAAGCUCUAACACUUCAUUUCUCAACAUAUUGACAUUUUGGGGCUCAAGAGUUAAUAAUGGAAAUUAGUAGAGACAUACUUUAUGUUUAUAUUGUAUUGUUUACAUGUCCAUGGAGGUUCCAAACCUUGUUGUGUGUCACUGUUUAUCAUAUACGUGGAAAUACUAUCUUUUAAAGUGGUAUCUAUCCUUUCGUUUGCAUCCAAAGAUUCAGUAUCUGUAUGUUUAUUUGGAUCUUCAGAAAUUUCCAGCAUAUUAAAAUGUACAUUUUUCUUCACAAUCAUGUUUAUUAUGAUAUUUUGUGCGGCUCAAAGCAUAAACACCAAAAGCCGUGUACCUGUUUAUUGUGUGUCUAUUAUGUACUAUUUGGUUCAAAACCACUGUUUAUAGAUUGACAGUUGCAGUUAUGUCUUAAUUACUAAUACAUUUUUUUCGGAGGAAUGAAUUUUUCAUUUUUCCAAUACUAUUCCCUUAAACAGUAUAUUUAGAACGGAUAUAGGGUUAGAGUUGCCACCUCUUGUUUCUAUUGUUAACGAGUGGUGGCGCAAGUUGAGCUGCUGAUGACAGCGCCACCUACUAGACGCAAUUUAUAAGCUGAAAGCUGACACCAAAGGUUUUUGUCAUAAAUGAAAUAUUAUGUCAUUUAUAAAACGUGAGAAAGAGUUGUGAAGAGAAAACGUGCGAGAUAGUAUGUAUAUGUAGUGUAUGAGAGCGUAUAGACGAGUUCCUAUAUUUCGAAUUAGAUUCGUACUCUGGGCGUGUGGGAAGGGGCGAAAUGUGCCGCUGAGAGAGGUUUUGUGUUCCGCUAUAAAUCGGCAAAUAAUGACUCGUAUUGUUUUGUGUUGUGCUACCGGUGUCCGAGACACUCGAUCUACCUACUGCUUAUACUUGAUUAAAGUGUUGUAAACUCCC